This is a messenger RNA of Apis laboriosa (Himalayan honeybee), 2028 nucleotides long. RefSeq lists its product as uncharacterized. The transcript is spliced from 8 exons. The record is from RefSeq and is a predicted model, not a curated record. Gene Ontology annotation, molecular function: G protein-coupled receptor activity. Gene Ontology annotation, biological process: G protein-coupled receptor signaling pathway. Bases 475 to 1947 code for a protein of 490 amino acids. NCBI's taxonomy places the organism in Eukaryota, Metazoa, Arthropoda, Insecta, Hymenoptera, Apidae. Gene Ontology annotation, cellular component: photoreceptor outer segment; membrane.
UCGACUCCCCUCUAACUCUCUCCUCCUCGUCCUUCGUUUUCAUUCCCUCCUCGUACAACAUAGUAGCCGCGUUUCUUCCUGCCUUCCGACUCCCCGCUCCAACAUCGAGGAACGCGCGCGCGUGUGUAUUAAAGAAUCGUGGGCGAUUUGAAAAAAUUGGCCAACGACACGGCACGUGUGUGUACGUGGCGGAUAAAAGAGUUUAAAAAGUUGAAAAAGUUUUUGUGAGAAACGUGGUGAUUGUGGUUGUGCUUGUGGUGUGGUUGUGGUGCUGAAAUAAAAAGUGGUGGAGUAGAGUAGUGGUGGUGGUGGUGGCUUGUAAAUAUGGUGAAUCUUCGCGGAGACACACCCCCGGAGGAGACGUGACAGUAGGGGGAUGAGAGGAUCGGCGGUGAUCACGAUUCACAGCCGGUUGGAUUUAAGUCCCGCAGUGAGGGACUCUUGCCUCUUGGUUGGCUGGACCGGGUCGAAUUGAUGGCAAUGAUAGGCGCCAAUCUAAGAUUUGGGAUCGGCGCAUCGGGUAACGCGUCGUCAAACGCGACCAAGGUGUUCCAGUGUCAUCCAGGGGGCGCGACAGAGGCCAGCCUCAUCUUCGGCCUCGGCGCUCUGGGCAUGGGAGCGAACUUCCUGUUGAUGGCCCUGAUUCUGGCCAAGCGACAGUUGCGAAGAUGGUCACAAGGAUUGCUGUUCCAUCAGGCGAUGGUGGACUGCGCUCGAGCCGCGAUUUUAUUGCCCCUAGGUUCGAGCAUCCUCAACUGUCAACCGAUGACCAAGUGUUCCCUGGUCGAGACCGCGUUCCUAUUGCUUGUGACGGUGUCCACCGUGAACAUGCUGACAACAGUGCUGAACGACAGCCCGAUCUUCCCCGAAACCGACGAGGAGGCGGACCUCGCCGCUCCUUUGCUCAUGGACUCGCCCCAGUGCGUUCUUUUCGGCACGUUCAUGAUAUGGUUCGCGAGCAUCACGAUCAACCUGGGCCCAACGUUUCUGAGCGGCGCACUUGCCGCGAACACUGAAUCGGGUCACAACGCGCCGAGCUGCCCUCUUGUGCACGGCCCGUUCCGCCAUUACAUAUUAAACGUCCUUUGGAUCGCCAUCAACAUGAUCUGCGUCGCCCUCACCCUCAUCCAUCUCAGGAAACUGCACAAAGAUUUGACCAAGGCGAACGUCGAAGCGGUAAAGGUAGCACUACUAACAAUUCUCGUGAAUACAACGGGUAACCAACAAACGAAUGCGGUUCCUGAAAAUUCUGCCGCAUCCACGAAUGGUGGCACGCCCAAGAGAAGCGGGGCGGCGGAGGAGCACCGAAAAAUGAGAAAUUACUUAAAGAGGAUGGAGAGGGAGGGCGUACAGAGAGUGAAGAUGUUUCUGGUCAUCACCGCCGCGUACGGAAUCUUUUGGGGACCACUGUUCUUCGUCACCCUGGUGGAUCAUCCUAUCAUCGGUAAUCCAACCGGUUACGAGGUGACUCUACAUAUCGCGUACAUUCACGCAUUCGUGAACCCGGUACUCUUCCUCAGCCUACACCGUGGUCUACGUCAAGGUCUUUCGGAAUUCUUCUGCGGCUGCUGCGAGGUGAUCGCCAGCUGGAUCCUGGGUCCAAGCAUCCCCGUCGAGAGUACGGUGCAACCGCCACGGUACCAAGAGCCGAUCGAGGCGGUCCCUUCGCCCCCCGAACCACCACUGGUUCAGCCUAACGCGUGUCCCGAUCUUACGGACGUGGCCCUCCUCAAACCGCCCUUGCCGCCCACCGGCAAACACUUACUGGACGACUCCGUGAUCGUACCACCGGAUCCAUGGAUUCUGGUGUCAAGAUCGAAAAGCACGUCGAGCAUUUACCAAGAAGAUGUUAGUAGAAGAUCGAGCAUAUUAAUACCCCCACCUCUGAAAUUAAGCGACUCGAAAGUGAACGUCAGCCCGACUAGCAGCGAUUUGCCUAGCGAAUGAUCGCCUAGGAGAAAAAAAAUGUUCUUGAUAGAAAAUAUUCGUUCGACCAAUUGAGCCGUUCUAAUAAAUUAAUUUUAAUAU